This is a messenger RNA of Gracilinanus agilis (Agile Gracile Mouse Opossum), 8091 nucleotides long. RefSeq names its product microtubule associated serine/threonine kinase family member 4 (gene MAST4). The record is from RefSeq and is a predicted model, not a curated record. The coding region runs from base 1 to 7923 and encodes 2640 amino acids. Gene Ontology annotation, biological process: peptidyl-serine phosphorylation; intracellular signal transduction. The transcript has 31 exons. Lineage: Eukaryota; Metazoa; Chordata; Mammalia; Didelphimorphia; Didelphidae. Gene Ontology annotation, molecular function: protein binding; magnesium ion binding; ATP binding.
AUGGGCGAGAAACUUUCGGAGCCACCGGAGCCCGUGCCCCGCCGCGGCUGCUGCAGCAGUAGCAGCAGGCUGGUCCCUACUCCGGCGGACGUUCCCGCCGCAAACGUGUCCCCCUGUACCUCCUCGUCUGAGUCCUCUUCUGGCUCCGAAACUCUGUCAGAGGAAGGAGAGCCUAGUGGCCAGAUCCAGCAGCAGCAGCCACCUCCUGCCCCGCCAGCUCCGGGCGCAGAAGGGCGGAGAGAAGCCCUACGGCGGCAGCAGUUGGAGCCGCAGGCGGAUCGCGGUGCGGCCGGGCAGUCCGGGUGCCUGGGAGCCCUGCUGCCCGGGGCUGAGCGCGGUGGCGCAUCGCAGGAGGAACAAGAUGAGGAGCUUGAUCACAUAUUGUCCCCUCCGCCCAUGCCAUUUAGAAAAUGCAGCAACCCUGAUGUUUCUUCUGUUCCUGGAAAAUCCCUUAAAUUUAAAAGACAGCUGAGUGAAGAUGGGAGACAAUUGAGGAGAGGGAGUCUUGGAGGAGCACUGACUGGGAGGUACCUACUUCCAAACACCAUUGCAGAGCAGUCAUGGCUGGCAGCGGCAGAGACCUCCAACCUCAUCCGGAUGCGCAGCCAGGCUCUGGGCCAGUCAGCUCCUUCCCUCACUGCUAGCAUGAAGGAGCUGAGUCUUCCCAGAAGAGGAAGUUUUUGCCGAACAAGUAACCGGAAAAGCUUAAUAGGCAAUGGCCAGUCUCCAGCAUUGCCUCGUCCACACUCACCGCUCUCUGCUCAUGCAGGAAAUAGUCCUCAAGAUAGCCCAAGAAAUUUUUCCCCUAGUGCCUCAGCCCACUUCUCUUUUGCACGAAGAAAUGACAGGACUGAUGGACGUCGUUGGUCUUUGGCUUCUCUCCCUUCUUCUGGCUAUGGAACAAAUACACCCAGUUCCACAGUAUCUUCAUCCUGUUCCUCCCAGGAGAAGUUGCAUCAGUUACCAUACCAACCAACACCUGAUGAAUUACACUUUUUGUCAAAACAUUUCUGCACUGAAAGCAUCGCCACUGAGAACAGAUGCAGGAACACUCCAAUGCGCCCCCGUUCUCGAAGUCUCAGCCCUGGACGUUCUCCCGCCUGCUGUGACCAUGAAAUAAUUAUGAUGAACCAUGUCUACAAAGAAAGGUUCCCAAAGGCUACAGCCCAAAUGGAAGAACGACUUCAGGAAAUUAUCACCAGCUAUUCUCCUGAUAACGUUCUCCCCCUGGCAGAUGGAGUGCUCAGUUUCACCCACCACCAGAUCAUUGAACUGGCUCGAGAUUGCUUGGAUAAAUCCCACCAGGGCCUCAUCACCUCACGAUACUUCCUCGAAUUACAGCACAAAUUAGAUAAGUUGCUACAGGAGGCUCACGACCGUUCAGAAAGUGGAGAGUUGGCAUUUAUUAAACAACUGGUUCGCAAGAUUCUAAUAGUCAUUGCCCGCCCUGCACGCUUAUUGGAAUGCCUGGAAUUUGAUCCGGAAGAAUUCUACUACCUCUUGGAAGCAGCUGAAGGCCAUGCAAAGGAAGGGCAGGGUAUUAAAACAGACAUUCCUAGAUAUAUUAUCAGCCAACUGGGACUGAAUAAGGAUCCUUUAGAAGAAAUGGCACAGCUAGGGAGCUAUGAUAGUGGGACAGCUGAAACACCAGAAACUGAUGAAUCAGUGAGUAGCUCUAAUACUUCGCUGAAACUUAGAAGAAAACCUCGGGAAAGUGAUUUUGAAACAAUUAAAUUGAUUAGCAAUGGAGCUUAUGGAGCUGUUUAUUUUGUGCGGCAUAAAGAAUCCAGGCAGAGGUUUGCCAUGAAGAAGAUUAAUAAACAGAACCUCAUUCUCCGGAACCAGAUUCAGCAGGCCUUUGUGGAACGUGAUAUCCUGACGUUUGCGGAAAAUCCAUUUGUGGUCAGCAUGUACUGUUCCUUUGAAACAAGACGCCACUUGUGCAUGGUCAUGGAAUAUGUGGAAGGCGGAGACUGUGCAACCUUAAUGAAAAACAUGGGUCCUUUGCCGGUAGACAUGGCUCGGAUGUACUUUGCUGAGACAGUUCUAGCCUUGGAGUAUCUGCAUAAUUAUGGCAUUGUGCACAGGGAUUUGAAACCAGACAAUUUGCUGGUCACAUCCAUGGGACAUAUAAAGCUUACUGAUUUUGGUUUAUCCAAGGUGGGACUGAUGAGCAUGACCACUAAUCUUUAUGAGGGUCACAUUGAGAAGGAUGCUCGAGAGUUCCUAGAUAAGCAGGUCUGUGGGACACCUGAAUAUAUUGCACCAGAAGUGAUUCUGAGGCAGGGCUAUGGAAAGCCAGUGGACUGGUGGGCCAUGGGAAUCAUUCUCUAUGAGUUUCUGGUUGGAUGCGUGCCAUUCUUUGGGGACACACCAGAAGAGCUAUUUGGACAAGUCAUCAGUGAUGAAAUCAAUUGGCCUGAAAAAGAUGAAGCACCCCCUCCCGAUGCCCAGGAUCUGAUUACGCUGCUUCUCCGGCAGAAUCCUCUGGAGAGACUGGGAACAGGUGGUGCCUAUGAAGUAAAGCAACACCAAUUUUUUCGUUCCCUGGACUGGAAUAGUUUGCUGAGACAGAAGGCAGAAUUCAUCCCACAGCUGGAAUCAGAAGAUGAUACAAGCUAUUUUGAUACUCGUUCUGAGAAGUAUCACCAUAUGGAAACAGAAGAAGAAGAUGACACCAAUGAUGAAGAUUUUAAUUUGGAAAUACGGCAGUUUUCUUCAUGCUCCCAUAGGUUUUCAAAAGUUUUUAGCAGCAUAGACCGAAUAACUCGGAAUCCUGGAGAAGAGAAGGAAGACUCGGGGGAUAAAGCAAAGAGUACAACUCUACCAUCUGUGGAGACACUGAGUUGGAGUUCAGAGUAUUCUGAAAUGCAACAGUUAUCCACAUCAAACUCCUCUGAUACUGAGAGUAACAGACAUAGACUCAGUUCAGGCUUGCUUCCCAAACUGGCUAUUUCAACUGAGGGAGAACAGAAUGAGCCCACUGCAUGUCCUCGGGAAUCUAGAGAGGAGCCUGAAAAGCCAGCACUUCCUUCUGAAGAGUCUGUCCAGGAUGAACCUGAGGUCACCACACCAGCGAGCACCAUCAGCAGCUCUACUCUGUCCGUUGGAAGUUUUUCAGAGCAUUUGGAUCAGAUAAAUGGAAGGAGCGAGUGUGUGGACAGUACAGAUAAUUCCUCAAAGCCAUCCAGUGAACCUGCUUCUCAAAUGGCUCGACAGCGAUUAGAAAGCACAGAGAAAAAGAAAAUCUCUGGGAAAGUCACAAAGUCCCUUUCUGCCAGUGCUCUGUCCCUCAUGAUCCCAGGAGAUAUGUUUGGUGUUUCUCCCCUGGGAAGUCCGAUGUCUCCCCAUUCUUUGUCCUCUGACCCAUCUUCUUCCCGAGAUUCUUCCCCCAGUCGGGACUCCUCUGCAGCUUCUGCAAGUCCCCAUCAGCCCAUUGUGAUCCAUAGCUCAGGGAAGAAAUAUGGUUUCACCAUCCGGGCUAUCCGAGUGUAUGUGGGUGACAGUGACAUCUACACAGUUCAUCAUAUAGUUUGGAAUGUAGAAGAAGGGAGUCCAGCGUACCAGGCAGGACUGAAGGCUGGAGAUCUGAUCACUCAUAUCAAUGGAGAACCAGUACAUGGACUUGUACACACUGAAGUUAUUGAGCUGCUGCUAAAGAGUGGUAAUAAGGUGUCAAUCACUACAACCCCCUUUGAAAACACAUCAAUCAAAACAGGCCCAGCUCGAAGAAAUAGCUACAAGAGUCGGAUGGUGAGAAGGAGUAAGAAGACCAAAAAGAAAGAAAGUCUAGAAAGGCGAAGAUCCCUCUUCAAAAAACUAGCAAAGCAGCCUUCACCUUUACUCCACACUAGCCGAAGCUUCUCCUGCUUAAACCGUUCUCUCUCAUCUGGAGAAAGCCUCCCUGGGUCUCCUACUCAUAGCUUGUCUCCCCGAUCACCUACCCCAAGCUACCGUUCCACUCCAGACUUUCCAUCUGGUACCAAUUCUUCUCAGAGCAGCUCUCCAAGCUCUAGUGCCCCUAAUUCUCCAGCUGGUUCUGGGCACAUCAGGCCCAGCACUCUUCACGGCUUGGCACCCAAACUCAGUGGACAGAGAUAUCGGUCAGGGAGACGGAAAUCAGCCGGCAGCAUUCCGCUUUCCCCGUUGGCCAGGACACCCUCUCCAACCCCGCAACCCCCUUCCCCUCAGAGGUCACCAUCCCCUUUGCUGGGGCACUCCCUUGGCAAUUCCAAGAUUGUCCAGGCCUUUCCCAGCAAAAUGCACUCCCCACCCACUAUCGUCAGGCAUAUCGUGAGGCCCAAGAGUGCUGAGCCUCCAAGGUCCCCCCUGCUCAAGAGAGUCCAGUCUGAAGAAAAACUGUCACCUUCCUAUGGCAGUGACAAGAAACAUCUCUGUUCUCGUAAGCACAGCCUGGAGGUGACUCAAGAAGAAGUCCAGCGGGAGCAGUCCCAAAGAGACAACAUGCUUCAGAGCCUGGAGGAAAAUGUGUGUGAUGCUCCUUCCCUAACCCGAGCCAGACCUGUGGAACAAGGCUGCCUGAAACGUCCCAUCUCAAGAAAGCUGGGAAGGCAGGAGUCUGUGGAUGAACUGGACAGAGAGAAAUUGAAAGUCAAGGUAGUGACAAAGAAGCAAGACUUCCCUGAGAAGCAAGAAUCCCUGCAGAAAUCCCAUGAACUGUGCAACGAUUUGGAAAACCUCACGACCUUGAGGUUGGAAGAGAGAGAGAAGAAAACAUAUCAGAAGGCUUUAGAGAGAUCAAAUAAUUUUGAGAACAGAACAGCAAUGCAGGAGGCACCGUCAUCAUCAUCACUGUCAGUCAGCGGCUUGCUUCACAAAAAUGCUGCUGGCGCGAAGCCCAGUGACGGCCUCUUGUCCGAUGCCCCAGUGGCCUGCCACAGACUUCCACUGAACGAGCACAGCCUGAGCUCUUAUGACUACAAAAGACUGCCUCCCCCAUGUCUGCUACAGGACAUGCUCUCACACCCACCAGAGAGGUCGAACGGCGGGAAAGGGGACAGUGCUGAGAAGGCCAGUCAGGCAAAAGAAUUCAGCAAGUUUGAAAAAUUCGAUGGCAAACUUACAAAUAUUGAUUACCUUCGGAAGAAGAUGUCCUUCGAGGAGAAAGAUGACAGCCUUAGUUCAGUGCUGAAACCCAAGCUGACAUCAAAUGUCCAUGAAUGCCUUCAGCUGAACACCACGAGGCCCAUAAAUAUACAGCAGGAUCCCAUUCCGGUCUCAGAGAGCCGGACGGUCAUCGGGGGCGCCCAUGGGGUUCAGAUCACUUCUACGGCUUUUGUUCCUCUUAAGGCUCUGACUGGUCGAUCAGAGAGUGGGGGGGCCGAAAAGCCAGCCCUGAUCCCCCCUGAGUCCCCAGUCAGGAAGAGUCCAUCAGAAUACAAACUGGAAGGCAGGUCUGUCUCCUGCCUAAAGCCCAUUGAGGGCACUCUAGACAUUGCUUUAUUGUCAGGGCCUCAGGCUUCUAAGACAGAAGGACCGUCACUGGCUUCUACAGAGAACCAUCAUCUCAGCAGUGAUGUGGGACCUUUUGGGUCACUGGCUCUGUCUGUAGGUUCUGUGAAGGGUGAAGCUGCCAGUCAGAAGGAACCCCCGAUGACUUGUUUAAAGAUGAACAAAUCCUACCUUCUGGAGCCCAGAUUUCAGCAGCAGAGCAAGGGAUUUUCAAGCACACCAGCAGCUUCAGAACUAGAAAAGGAGAGAAGGGUCUCUCAUUCAGCUGUAAGAAACCACAGUACUAUUGGUGAAAGUAGUCAUAAGAGAGAGGAGCUCCCUGCCAAGCGGCGAGACCACCCCGCUGAGGCCAGACUCCUCACCUCCUCCAAUCAGAAUGCCAUGGCUAGCCCUAAACCAGCAGCAAUCCCGAGUUUCCUUAGUCCUGAUAAUAACCCUGGAAGAGAGAGGCAGAACCAAAAGGAACUAUCUGGGAAGCACCCAGUGACCUCAAGAAACAGUGAGCCAUUGACAGUGAAGGCAGAGGUUGCCAGAGAAUCCUUCAUGGAGCAUUUGACACCAGACACUCCAAAAGCUGGCAACUUUGGAAAUAAUGCUUCUGUGAUCAGACCAUGCCCAGACUUUCCUGCUCAGCCACGUGCAGUAGAGAAACUUAGGGGUCCUAGUGGAAGAGCUGAUUCCAAGGAAAGUAAAGAAAUAACUAAGGUACCCGCCAGGGAGGACCUUCGCUCCACUAGGAUCACUGGUGAGAGGGAGAUGAGCAAACAAAAAAGCAGCAUGGACCCAAAGCCUGAGGCUUCUCUCCCAAAAAGAUCUGGCCAGCUACCAGGAGUUAGUAAUACAAAGAAUGAAAAAGGCCUGGGUUUUCCAUCCUUACAGAAAGAUAGUCCCAAAGAAGUAGAAAGGAAAGACCCAACUUUUCAGAAACAGGUCAGCAGCCUCCAGCCUUCACUGGCCUCCAAAGAUUCCCCAGGCCUGGUGCCUCGGCAGCAGCUUAACUCACCAAUUCUCCCUAUGGUUAGGGAGCCUGUCUCUAGGACCUGUGGGUCAGAGGUGGCCACAAGUCUCCCCGAUCCUCCCAUCAAGUCAGCCACAGCCCAGGUGGAAGGCAGUGGUCACAAGCUCAAGCCUGCACCUGAGGUCUGCCCUCCAAAGUCUAAACCUUUGGAAAGACUGGCAGCAUCCCAAAAACAGUGCACUGGAGCCACCAAGGAGAAAGAAGCUGCACCCCAGGUCCCCAGCAGUGCCAACAAAGAGGGGAAAAGCACCAGCAGAGCCAUGCCAGAGACCUUUCCCUUCAUCUCUGGUUCUCAAAAGAAACUGAACAAUGAGAGUAUCCAGGGGGACAGGACUCCUGGCUCACUAGGUGGGCUGGCGCCUUCGUGCCAAGUGGAGGGGAGCGGUGCCCUUGACAAGCCGAAAUCUCUGUGUAACAGCAACCCCCCCGAGGCCCCAGAAUACCCCAAACAUUCACAGAGGCAGGAGUCCACAGGCUUGAUUGAGCUGGGGGAACAAAGACUUUCCCCAGUCCCAGAAAAACAAGCCCUGCCCCUGAAGCACCCCAGGCCAUCCACUGUGAAAGACGGUCCCUCUCUGUACAAACAGAUGGACAAGAGCCCAAGUCCCUCCGCUGCCUGCAAGCAAACUGACAAGAGCCCAGGCCCCUCGGCCAACGUGGCAGACAGGAAGCCAGAAGGAAAAAAAUGCACUGAAGCACUUUAUGUUCUCCCUGACUGUGGAAAGCUGGAGCACGGCCUCUCACUGGCCAGCAGUGAGGCCAGGGUCAAAGGUGGGGAAAAGCCAGCCGGAGCCGGGAAGAGCGUCUCAGAACCCAAAGGGAAAGGCCUGUCUUCCCAGAAGCAGCUGAUGGAAACCAGCAAACAGGGCGGGAUGAAGCGGUCCCCGUCAGCCACUGGGCAGAGUUCCUUCCACCCUGCUGGACCCUCGGAGAAGACUCUGAGCUCCUCAUCCAGCUUUCCAGAAUCCAAGUCGGGAGUCCUCGAGCCCUCUGCACUGGCUGGUGACAUCCCUUCCACCAAGACAAAUGGCAGCCAGGCAGAACCACCAGCCCCUAGUGCCAAGGACUUUAGGAAGCCGGGGUCUGGGGUGGAUGGCAGAACACAAAUGACAAAGAGCGAUUCGUUGCCAUCCUUCAGUAGCACAGCAGGUGCCCUGGAGUCCCACCACCCCAAUUCACACCUCAGGGGGGAAGUCAGAACCCUAGACAGGGCCCUCUCCGUGACCACCACCCCAGGAGAAGGAAAAGGGAAGGAACCUUCCAUCCUGGUCCAACCUCUGGCUGCCAGGAAACAGAAUGUAGCAAAAGACAUUCCCAGGUCGGCUACCAACACAGACCGCCUGGUAGCCCCCUCUUCUGAAAAGGACUCUGUGGUACGCCAGCGACGAGGGAAGGAGAGCUUGCGGAGCAGCCCCCACAAAAAGGCUUCCUAAUGGGGCAGGACCCAGGAGGCAGGACCGUGGAGACUCAGACUGGACGCUGUGACUAUGUCCUGACGCCCUUCACAAAACCAGCACCAUACGGGACGGGUCGCCGGGCAGAGAGGAGACUGGGGAGGAGUAGGGCGGGCAGGAGAUAGAGAGGACCUUUUUCCAAAUGCC